UUUGCUCAAGGUGAGAGCCAAUAGCCUUUAGAGCAUAGGAGUGUGUUUGCAGGGUAUAGGCAAAAUAGAAUCUAUAAGGAACCACAUGAUAUAUAGAAAGUGGCAGAUAAGAAGUACUCUGUUGAAAGAUGAGUUUUUAGAUCCUAAUAGAAAUAGAGGACAUGCUAUUCUCUAUAAAGUCUUUCUACCCUCAUUAAACUAGAAAUUACAUGAAGACAAGGAUCAUGUCACCUCUGUUCAACACUGCACAACCAGUGAAACACAGUGAAUACUCAAUAGAUAAUUGUUAAAUGAGUGAAUGAAGUCACCUAGACACAGAAGCUAAGGAGACUUGAGCCUUUUUAAUAGGAUAGCAUGUCUUAAAGUCCCUGGAUAGCUUCUUGUCUAGUUCAACCAUAAGGUCACCCUGUAUUUAGGAAGACUUAAAAAAAAAGAAAGCAACUUCAUUUCCUUAGGACCCACAGCAGAGGAAAUGCCAAUUAGCUAAUAGCAGUAUCCUUGGCUUCCCUUUUUCAAAUUCUCCAAAAUCUCCUAGGCAGUGCUCAUGGGUGCCACUGUGGAGAGCAUUUGUCCUCAGACCUGAAUUGUAUGGUCAAUCUCCAGGAUAAACUUCCUUUGGGUUUCCCAGAACAGGUCCCCAUGUUGCUGUGGCCUUUGAUGCUGGUUCUAGCUCCUGUCAACGGACAGCUUGUAAGGACACACAAGUCCGUUAUUUCCCUCCAGCCUCCAUGGACCACAGUCUUCCAAGGAGAGAGAGUGACUCUGACUUGCAAGGAAUUUCACUUCUACUCACCACAGAAAACAAAAUGGUUCCGUUUGUACCUUGGGAAAGAAAUACCAAGAGAAACCCCAGCAAAUACCCUCGAGGUUCAAGAAUCUGGAGAGUACAGAUGCCAGGCCCGGGGCUCCUUGCUUAGUAGCCCUGUGCGCUUGGUCUUCUCUUCAGCUUCGCUGAUCCUGCAAGCUCCAGUUUCCGUGUUUGAAGGAGACUCCGUGGUUCUAAGGUGCCGGGCAAAGGUGGAAAUAACACUGAAUACUAUUUACAAGGAUGAUAAUAUCCUGGCAUUUCUUAAUAAAAGCUCUGACUUCCGGAUUCAUCAUGCAAGUCUCAAGAACAAUGGUGCAUAUCACUGUACAGGAUUUAAUAGAAGUAAUUUCCCUGUUUCUUCCAACAUAGUCAAAAUCCAAGUCCAAGAGCUGUUUUCACGUCCAGUGUUGAGAGCAAGCUCCUCCCAGCCCGUCAACGGGAGCCUAGUGACCCUGACCUGUGAGACCCAGCUCUCUCUAGAGAGGUCAGAUGUCCAGCUCCAGUUCCGCUUCUUCAGAGAUGGCCAGACCCUGGGAUUAGGCUGGACCAACUCCUCGAAGUUCCAGAUUACUGCCAUGAGGAGUGAAGAUUCAGGGUCCUUCUGGUGCGAGAUAGAUACCGCGGCUCACACCGUCAAAAAAGAAAGCCUGAGAUCCCAAAUUCGUGUACAGAAGCCUGUGCCCCUCCCACAGAUCCUGACUGAGUCAUCAUCCAUCACACCAGGCUGGUGCAACCUCACCGUGAAGUGUAGGGUUCUAGGGACCACAGAGGACCUGAAUGUAAUCUGGGAGACCCAGGGUCUCCCCAGGGAGCUGGAGCAGAGAGGGACACUAGGACCAGCCCCCAACUCAUGGACUUUGGCUGUGAGCCUGUCCCCGAGCCAGCGCAAUGCCAGCCUCACCUGUGUGGUCAGCAACAAUGUGGACCAGAAAACUGCCACCAAAGACCUUGGGGAAGUAUGUUGGGCUCAAAAAAGUGUCCAGCAAGAAAGAUUCAUCUGCUUCCCCUUUCACUUCAGUAACUCAACCAGCUUUAUGCAAAGAAGAAGCUUACUGAACUCACUGCCUAGUGCAGGUGUAGCCAAGUGCGACUUGGGCAAUCUGGGCUGGCCUGCCUUGUCUCUUCAGAUCUCCUCCUUCUCUGACCACCUGGAGCAGGCUUCCAUGCUGCUGUGGACGUCCUUGCUGGUCCUUGCUCCAGUCUGUGGCCAAUCUGCAGCUGCACACAAACCUGUGAUUUCCCUCCAUCCUCCAUGGACCACAGUCUUCAAAGGAGACAGAGUGGCUCUGACUUGCAAUGGAUUUCACUUCAAUGCAACAGAGAAAACAAAAUGGCAUCGUCUGAACGGUAGGGGAGAAACUUCGACCCUAACCCCAGGAAACACCCUCGAGGUUUGGCAAUCCGGAAAUUACAGAUGCCAGGCCGAGGGCUCCCCACAAAGUGACCCUGUGCGCUUGGUCUUUUCUUCAGUCUCCUUAAUCCUGCAGGCCCCAUAUUCUGUGUUUGAAGGUGACACAUUGGUUCUGAGAUGCAACAAAAGGAGGAACGAGAAAUUGACUGCUGUGAAAUACACUUGGAAUGAAAAAACUCUUUUCAAAUCUAAUAAAAGCUCGAAUCUUCUUAUCCCACAAGCAAGUUCAAAUAACAGUGGCAAUUAUCAAUGCUUUGGAUAUGGAGACAAAAAUGUAUUUAAAUCAAACAACAAAAUUAUUAAAAUUAAAGAACUAUUUCCACAUCCAGAGCUGAAAGUCACAGACUCUCAGCCUACAGAGGGGAGUUCUAUAAACCUGAGCUGUGAAACACAGCUUCCUCCAGAGCGGUCGGACACCCCACUUCACUUCAUCUUCUUCAGAGAUGACAGGGUCAUCCUGUCAAACUGGAGCAAGUCCCCGGAACUCCAGAUCCCAACCAUCUGGAGAGAAAACUCGGGAUCCUAUUGGUGCGGUGCUGAAACAGUGAUCGGUAGCGUCCACAAGCGUAGUCCCUCGCUACAGAUCCACGUGCAACGGAUCCCUGUGUCUGGGGUGCUCCUGGAGAGCCAGCCCUCAGGGGGCCAGGCGGUUGAAGGGGAGACACUGGUCCUUGUCUGCUCCAUGGCUGAAGGCACAGGGGACACCACUUUCUCCUGGCACCGAGAGGACACACAGGAGUGUCUGGGGAAGAAAAUUCAGCGUUCCCCAAGAGCAGAGCUGGAGCUCCCUGCCAUCAGAGAGAGCCACGCAGGGGGAUACUACUGUACAGCAGACAACAGCUACGGCCCUGUCCAGAGCGUGGUGCUGAACGUUACUGUGAGAGUGACUCCAGGCAACAGAGAUGGCCUUGUCACCGCGGGAGCCAUUGGGGGUCUGCUCGGCGCUCUUCUCCUGGCUGUGGUCCUGCUGUUUCACUGCUGGCGCCAGAGGAAGCCAGGAGAUCGUUUCUUGGGAGAUGAAACCAGUACAUCCCAAAGAGGAAGAUUUGAUAUACCCUGAGAUCCAGAUUAUUCGUCUGGGAGAAGAAGGGGAAGGUACGUCUCUGGGAAGAGGUUCUGGCUGCAAACCACAUUCAUUCAUUCAUUCAACAAAUAUUUACUGAGGACCUCCUAUGUGCUAGGUACUAUUGCAAGUAUUGGAAGUUGGCUAGCAAACAAAGCAGACAAAAAUCCCUGCAAAGGUGAGCUUAGAUUCUAAGGCGGAAAGAUAGACACUGAAAUACUGGUAUACUUUUGCGAUGAUCGGGAUGAAAAUUAAGCAUCCUUCUGAUAGAUACCGUGAUCACUAUAGUGUAUGUACUAAGGUCGCCCUCAGGUCUGGAUGAAUAAAUGUUUUUAAGAUGUCUACUAUGUGGUAGGCAUUGUGCUGAGAAUAUUUAUACAUAUAUAUCAUAUAUAUGUACAUACGCAUGGCAUUUUUAAAUUAAGAGCUGGAAACUGUGAUUUUUACAGUAUUGUAUUCCUCUAAUUACUGUCAAAUUUUAAAUUUUAUUUUGGAGCAAGUAAGUUAUUUGGAAUGAAUUGGAUUCUUUUGAGGCUUGCUUUUAAGCUUUAUAAGGGUGAGUCUCAAACAACCUUUACAGUAGGGUAAAUUCAGCCUGAUAGUAAAGCGAUGCAUUUCUGGGGAUUCUACAUCAGAUGGUCCAUGAAUUAGAUCUGCAUCAGCUUCUGGUAUUAUUUUGCCUCUUCUUUUCUGACGGUUCUUACCCUGGCCUAAGAUACUUUCCUCUUACAAAUAUGCCUAUCAGUAUUCAGCCGAAGACUUAAGGAGAACUCUCUGCAGACCUCUGGAGCUUUCAAUCUGCAUUCCUCCUGUCUCUCUGGUACUGUCCUGCAAGUUGUAGCUGCUUCAGUAAAACAGAAUUCUUGGUCUCUGUUGUUUCAAGUCAGGAAAGCUUCAAGCCAGAAGCCAGGCUCUGAACUCCCAGUCCAUGCACAGCUGGGUGGUAAACUGGUGCAAUAUGUGAAAACCACCAUUUUGUCCUUUAUUCUCAUUGUUUAAAAUGGGAAGAUAUAUCCAGUCCCCUUAGGUCCAUUUUGGUCGGAAUAAACUGAGUUGUCUCUUGAAGUUCUACUUCACUUCUUUAAUCCUAUUCAGAUCCAUUUUAAGACCCACUGACGAAUUGAGAUCUGUUGUUAGAAAAACACUACUCUAAGUAACUGCAACCCAUGGUCCACUUUGGCUUUCUCAGGUGGGAGGUCUGUAUCCCAGUAUCAGGAAAAUCACUUCAAAAUCACUUCAGAAGUUCAAACGGAAUUUCUGAGACCUCCUUCACCUGGCUGGGGGCCAUAAAAUAGCAAACUCCACCUGUUACUGUCACCUCAGAAAGUCAAAGCGGAGACACAGUGGAUAUCAACUGAUCAAUCCUUCUAAAGACAUCUCUUCAACAAACCUUUAAUAAUUUUCCUCCCCACACUUCCUUGCUUUGAUUGAUUAACCUGGGUCCUUAGAGUCAAGGAAACAAACAAUUCUACUUCUUGUAUAAAUCUACCCAUGGCACCUCACUUGGGAAGUUAAAAUCGCCUAGGAACUUCAGUUGUAACCUGAUGCUGAAGCUCUUCUAUGGAAAUGAAAUAUACAUAAGACUCAGGGAGGUGAAGGACUUUCUGAAGGUCACAAAGCCAGCAAAAGACAAAGCUAAGACCAAGUCUUCUGUCUUGCUAUAUCUGCUGCAUGAACAGUCUAUUACUAUAUUUGACCAACAUAUAUCACCUGAUCCCCUGCUUUGUCUUUCACUUGGUUCCCUGAGCUACCUCCAUGAAUCAGGCUCCCCUUUGAAUGGGAGAAUUAGAAUGGCCACUACCUUUCUUGGGUUGGUUGAGUACAUCUUAUCUUACAGAGCUACCUUGAUCAUUUUGCUUUUCUUCAUUAGUCUGUUCAUCUAAAUGGACAAUACCAAAGGUUACAAAUUUUCUGGGUUGGCACAGCAUAUUUCUUGUCCCAUAAUUAAGUUAGACAAUGUGUUCAUGUAACUAUGCAUACAAUGACUACAGACUAGAUUUUCUACAAAUUUUCUAGGUUUUCCAGGGAAGUCUAUGUUUCUAAUAAUCUUCUUUUUGCACCAUGCAUGCAUAUAUACUCAUUCAACUUUAUGACCUUAAUUUCCAUUUGGAAAAUAUGGCCCUCUUCCUCUUUCUAUGCCAGUGUCUUAGGAAUUGGAGCAUGGAUUAUGUCUAAUUCCUUCUUGGAUUGUACAGACAUUACAAUGUAAAGUAUAGUGGUGUGAUCUUAGCUCACGGCAACCUGCGCCUCUCAGGUUCAAGCAGUUCUUGUGCCUUAGCUUCCCUAGGAGCUGAGAUUACAGCCAUGAGCCACCACAUCUAGCUAAUUUUUGUAUUUUUAGUAGAAAUACAAAAUACACUCUUUCCUUGACAUAUUUAUCAAAACACCAUUUAAGCCAAGCAUUCUGCGGAUGGACUCAUUAUAUUUCAGAAACUUGAAGUAUUAAUGAUCUGUGGAAUGGUUUCCUCACCUGUUCCUCAAGGUUUACAUGACGUCCCUGACAUCAUACGCAAAGUUUUGUGCAUAUGACCAUUAUUCUGGGGAGAGUACAUAGUUUUUAUCAUACCAUUAAAAAUAUCUGUAACCCCAAAAGGUUUGGGGUAAGAAUAUGGUAACAAUACAGUAAGAAACAGAGAAAUGUCAAGUGCCCCGGAGUGUAUGUUUUUUUCAGGCUCUAUCUCUCCAUAAAAUUACUACACUGCUCUGAUCAUUCUACCUUUUACUCUGAGACUCUUAGUUUCUAAUAGGCAUGGCUCAACAACCCAUAUCUGCUGAACUUUCCCCUCACUCUGGCUCCAUCUCUAGGAAACCAAGGCAGCAAAAUCAAGAACUACAACUUGCUAAUGCAGGAGAGAGUUUCUCCUCACAGAGCAUACAUCUGGAGCACUGUAAUGGGAACUUGCCAAACCAUUGCCAGUAGUGAGAUGACAGUAUUGUAAGCUAAGAGAAGCAGGAACUAAAACUAAAAGAAAAAUAAUCUCUCAAUAUCUGGUAGAGGAAAGGUGUGAGGUUUCUUAGUGUGGUACUAAGGGAGGAAUUAACAGAUCAAUGGAGCUUGAAAAGAACUUGCAGGGGGCUGGGUUAAGAAAUGAUAGAAUGGAAAGUCAAAUGUGUUGAAGGACAUGUUAAGGGAUGAGGUGUGGAAACAUGAUAAUCAAUGGAUUAUCAUUGGGCCCAGUGGCUCCCAGACUCUAAGGAAUCAGCUCACAGACUGAGUUCUAACUUCAUCCUUAUGCCCAUAGUUGAGCGAUUCUCUUUCUCUCCACAGCUAAUAUCUCCGGGACACUUCUGGAGGAUAAGGUGAGUUUUAUUUCCCCACUGUUUUAUCUCCACCAUUACUUGCUGCCUCACACUCCCUCUCUGUUUCCACUUCUUUCUUCCAUUCCAGGAUGUCUCAGUUGUCUACGCUGA
Cebus imitator (Panamanian white-faced capuchin) is the source of this 6693-nucleotide messenger RNA. RefSeq names its product Fc receptor like 4 (gene FCRL4). Gene Ontology annotation, biological process: cell surface receptor signaling pathway. The record is from RefSeq and is a predicted model, not a curated record. NCBI's taxonomy places the organism in Eukaryota, Metazoa, Chordata, Mammalia, Primates, Cebidae. Bases 589 to 3279 code for a protein of 896 amino acids. The transcript is spliced from 15 exons. Gene Ontology annotation, molecular function: transmembrane signaling receptor activity.